AUGUGGAAGCCGCGCGUUAAUUUUAUCGCCCUGCAUUAUGCAUAUAUCAUCUUUCUGGGUCUCCUAGGAUUGGUUGUCCUCUAUCCAUAUGGCAAUCUCCGCGCGAUUGAUUCCUACUUCUUCGGGGUCAGCUCUUCGACCGAAUCAGGAUUGAACACUGUCGAUGUAAAGGAUCUGAAGCUUUACCAGCAGCUUUUCAUCUACUUCGUUCCGAUAGCCUCGAACAUCGCAUUCAUCAACAUCCUAGUGGUCGUUGUACGUCUGUACUGGUUCGAGAAACGACUGAAAGAGAUUGCACCUGGUGUCCUUGAUCGAAAGAAUGGUUCGUUCGACUGUAGAGAUGAAUACCAUGACGAGGAAGCGCAUCCGAGGGUGAUGAGUGGACCUUUCACAUCGGGAAAUGGGCAAGCCAAAUCAACGGAGAUGGAAGAUGUUGAUGACAACGAGCGCUCUGUCAGUUUGAAGAUUGGGCACUUAGUACCAGAUGGGCCCAGAAACAACGGCAAUGAAUGCUCUGAGAACGACGGUUCGAAGUCCAACAAUCUCAAUUUUCCACGGAGCAUCUCCUUUGCGGAUCCUAACAAGGCGCUCUACAUUCCUUCACCGUGGGAGCGUGAUAGAGGGGUGCCCAUAGCAGAGGUCCAGAGAGGCCCGAGCAGAGAUGGAAUUGAGGAUGUCGACGAGGACGUCGAAACAAACCACGGGGACUCUGGUGAUACCAAUCAGCUAUCCAGAAAGAUCUCGGGUACCUCCGGUAGGCCAUUCGAAAGGGUAGCCUCGACCUUAUUCGUGUUUGGGCGACACCCUAGUAGAGCUCGAGAACCAUCGCUCCGGCCAGCUAUCUCUCUCUCCAAGGAUGCAAACCUGCCAGAGCUCUCCGCACAAGCGACCCUGGGUAGGAAUUCGCAAUUCUACAAUUUAACUGCCGCAGAUCGAGAGCGACUAGGUGGCAUCGAGUAUCGAAGCCUGAAGCUACUCCUGAAAAUCGUUAUCGGCUAUCUUGCUGGUCUCCAUGUGAUUGGCAUGGUAUGUCUCGUCGCCUGGAUUAUGCAUGCAAAUGCCAAGUAUCGGGACUACCUCGAUGAAUGCGGACAGGAUAAGAUCUGGUGGGCAAUCUACUCAGCACAGACAAUGGUCAGCAACCUGGGAUAUACUCUCACUCCGGAUUCCAUGAUAUCAUUCAAUGAUGCUGUCUUCCCCAUGUUGCUCAUGAGCUUUCUCGCUUAUGCUGGUAACACACUAUAUCCUUGCUUCUUGCGGCUUGUCAUCUGGAUCAUGUUCAAGUGUGUUCCCGAGGAUGCUUCUCUGAAGGAGCCACUCGGUUUCCUGCUGAAGUAUCCUCGUCGGUGCUAUCUGCUUCUCUUCCGUAGUAGGCCGACAUGGAUCCUUUUCGGCAUCAUAUUUGUCUUGAACUUCGUCGACGUCAUCUUGAUCCUGGUUCUUGAUCUCAACAACCCUGCAGUGAGUGAUUUAGCACCCGGCCCUCGAAUUGCGGCGGCCAUUUUUCAAUCCGCAUCUUCACGGCACACGGGAACGGCGUCUUUCAAUCUUGCGGACGUGAAUCCAGCAGUCCAAAUUAGCUUACUUGUCAUGAUGUAUAUUUCGGUAUUUCCGAUUGCGAUCAGUGUACGAGCGUCCAACAUAUACGAAGAAAAAGCGGUUGGGGUAUUCUCACGGGACCCGGAGAUGGAUGAAAGUAAUGGCAGGAAAUAUGUUUUGACGCACAUGCGAAACCAGCUCAGCUUUGACUUGUGGUACAUUUUCCUUGGGAUCCUGUGCAUCUGCAUUGCAGAGUCGCAGAAAAUCAUGGACCCAGCCAUGCCGGCCUUUUCCGUGUUUGCGAUAUUCUUCGAGGUGGUCUCUGCCUAUGGAAACGUCGGGCUAAGUCUAGGAUACCCGACCGUCUCCACCUCGUUCAGCGGCCAGUUCGGCAUCUUCAGUAAAAUUGUCAUCUGCGCCAUGAUGAUUCGCGGGAGGCACCGUGGACUGCCAUACCAGCUCGACCGAGCGAUUUUACUUCCCAGUGAGCGACUUGUCGAAGAUGAUAAGGUCGCAAGCCGGCCUGAUAUCCCACUGCCACGCAUCCGAAGCAUGGACCCCAUGGACAGCAGACACCUGAAGAUGAAGCGAUAUCAUACGAGAUAA
This is a messenger RNA of Aspergillus ibericus CBS 121593, 2145 nucleotides long. RefSeq names its product putative potassium uptake transporter. The coding region runs from base 1 to 2145 and encodes 714 amino acids. The record is from RefSeq and is a predicted model, not a curated record. The transcript is spliced from 11 exons. Gene Ontology annotation, biological process: potassium ion import across plasma membrane; intracellular potassium ion homeostasis. Gene Ontology annotation, cellular component: plasma membrane. Lineage: Eukaryota; Fungi; Ascomycota; Eurotiomycetes; Eurotiales; Aspergillaceae. Gene Ontology annotation, molecular function: high-affinity potassium ion transmembrane transporter activity.